Molecule: messenger RNA, 267 nt
Organism: Blastomyces dermatitidis ER-3
Lineage: Eukaryota; Fungi; Ascomycota; Eurotiomycetes; Onygenales; Ajellomycetaceae
Exons: 1
Coding region: 1-267 (88 amino acids)
Source: RefSeq, a predicted model, not a curated record
AUGAGGUCAUACAUCACUGUAUUGACUGAGAGAGAGGGUGGUGUUGCAACAGUGAUGAGAGGGGUGAAGAACAGACUGAACACAGAUGAACUGAUCAGCAGAAGAGAUGACACCUCACUGCAAGGCACAGUGACUACCACCGCGGCUGCAAAAGAAGCAGGAGAAGAAGAAGAUGUGACAAUGAGAGCAGUGCUCCCGCGGCUCAUUGACACUGCCAUCUCCAACCUGGCUUUCUUGAUAGUCAUGAAGGCCACUGCCACACCAUGA